GCAGCAGAUGCUCUCCGGACCAUGAUGUAUGUUACACACACUGUUGUGACGUUGUUGUGUAUGCGUGUACACAAACACACAUAAACAUUCACUCCUCUUUCGGCUCUCCGCCGAGACUCCUAUUUCCCCUUCCUCGGGCUGCAAUGAGUAAUUAUACACGAACCGCUGCUGUGUAGUGUCGUCGAUCAUAUAGGUAUAUGGUGUACAGAUCAGUAUUUGCCAGUGCAAUUUACACACUAGUGCAGUAGUUUCGUGUCUAUGUUAUAUUGUAUAUGGUAAUACACACUCAUGCAUGUUUAGUGUAUAGUGCUCGAUGUUUACCAUAAAACUCGAAGAAACAUGUGAAUCUGUCAGUGCGGUCGACUUUUUGCUUUACGCUCAAACGCGGGGUGCGGUCGCUGUCGUCGGAUGACACCGAUAGCCUACAUGCUCUAGAAGCCCUACGAAUUGCAGCAAGCCAACCAGCCAGUAGCACACAGUGUUUGGCCUCCGAAAUGAGAUAAGCCCCAUUAUCUGCCACACGAAUCCGCACACCACGUCUACGCAUAAUAUAACAGCCAACGUCCGCGAUCUUCGCAGCGAAAUUUACCAAAGCACAGCAACGGCACAGCAGUAGUCAUGGCGCGGCCGCUCAGUCCCAGUCAGCAGAAGCUGGCAGAGAAGCUCAUAAUUCUCAAUGACCGCGGCACCGGUAUGCUCACCCGUAUUUACAACAUCAAGAAAGCUUGCGGCGAUGCCAAAUCCAAACCCGGUUUCCUGUCCGACAAGACCCUCGAGUCGUCCAUCAAGACGAUCGUCAGGAAGUUUCCCAACAUCGACAUCAAGGGCCUUCAAACCAUCACCAAUAUCAAGAACGAGAUCAUCAAGUCUCUGUCGCUUUAUUACUACACUUUUGUAGAUUUGCUAGACUUCAAAGACAAUGUUUGCGAGCUACUGACAAACAUCGAUGCUUGUGGAGUCUACAUGGACAUAAGCAUCAACUUCGAUUUGACCAAAAAUUAUCUAGAUCUCGUUGUCACUUACAUCAGUUUGAUGAUCCUGUUGUCGAGGGUCGAGGAUCGCAAGGCUGUCCUGGGCCUUUUCAAUGCUGCCCACGAAAUGGUACACAGCCAGUCGGAUCCUAGUUUUCCCAGACUGGGCCAAAUGAUUAUGGACUAUGAUUCACCGCUGAAGAAGCUCUCUGAAGAAUUUGUGCCUCAUGCCAAAAUUUUGAAAAAUGCUUUGCUAUCUCUCUGGCCUAUUUAUCCAGGCCGGAAUGCAUCCGCUGAUGCUUGGAGAACGGAUCAAAAGUUGAGUUUAGUGGGCAGUCCUGGACAAAUUUUAAAGGCAUCUGCAACAGAUACAAUGUCAUGUGAAACUUUGAGCUUAGACAGAAUUGAAAGAUGGAUCAUUCUUGGCUUCACUCUCUGUCAUAAUAUUUUGAAUCAAGAACAACCCAGUAAAUUAUGGACAAUAGCUUUAGAGUCAGGGUGGGUUUUAGCUCUUUUCAGAGAUGAGGUCAUUUAUAUACACCAAUAUAUACAAGCAUUUUUUGAAUCAAUCAAAGGUUACGGUAAAAGGGUGUCAGAAGUUAAAGAUUGUUACAAUCAAGCGGUUCAAAAAGCUGGUUAUAAGCAUAGAGAGAGAAGAAAAUUUUUGAGAACUGCAUUGAAGGAGCUAGGUUUAAUUUUAACUGAUCAACCAGGACUUUUGGGGCCAAAAGUUCUUUUAGUAUUGAUGGGACUGUCUCAUGCCAGAGAUGAAGUAUUGUGGCUUUUACGACAUGGAGAUAAUCCACCAAAUCAAGGCAAAGGCAAAGGAAGAGGUGGUGAAGAUUUAGUAGAUCGUCAGCUACCCGAGCUAUUAUUCCAUUGUGAAGAGCUUAGGGCUCUUGUGAGAAAAUAUUCUCAGGUUCUGCAGAGAUACUAUGUACAAUUUUUGUCAGGCUUUGAUGCACCCGCAAUGCAUCAGAUGAUUCAGAAUUUGCCAAUAUGUCCAGAAGAAGAAGGUGCAAUAAUGAGUGACAUGUGCUCGACCAUAGCCAGUCUCACGGUCAAGCAAGUGGAGGAGAACGAACUCUUUGACUUCAGGCCAUUCAGGCUCGACUGGUUCCGCUUGCAAGCGUACCUGUCGAUAGCCAAGAGCAGCAUGAAACUCGCCGAUAACCGAGAACUGGCGUCGUUCAUGGACACCACAGUCUUCCACACGAAGAUGGUCGACAGCUUGGACGACGUCCUGGUGGAGACAUCCGACCUGUCGAUCUUCUGCUUCUACAGCAAAAUCUUCGAGGACCAGUUCCACAUGUGUCUGGAAUUUCCGGCGCAGAAUCGCUUCAUCAUCGCCUUCCCGCUGAUCUGCAGCCACUUUCAGAGCUGCACGCACGAGCUCUGCCCCGAGGAGCGGCAUCACAUACGCGAGCGCUCGCUCUCCGUGGUGAACAUGUUUCUGGACGAGAUGGCCAAGGAGGCGAAGAACAUCAUCACGACGAUCUGCGACAAGCAGUGCAGCAUGAGCGACAAGCUGCUGCCCAAACACUGCGCCGCGCUCAUCUCGCAGGUGGUCAAUCGCAAGAAGAAGGACAAGAACAAGAAGAACAUGAUGGAGAUACGCAAGCCGGGCUCGGAGAGCUAUCGGAAGACCCGCGAGGAGCUCACCACGAUGGACAAGCUGCACAUGGCCCUGACGGAGCUGUGCUACGCCAUCAAUUACAAUCCGACGAUCAACGUUUGGGAGUACACCUUCGCGCCUCGGGAGUACCUGCACCAGCACCUGGAGACGCGAUUCGCCCGUGCGCUCGUGGGCAUGGUGAUGUUCGACCCGGACACCAACGCCAUCGCGAAGCCCUCGGAAUUGUUCGUCAGCGUCCGCGCCUACAUGAAUGUCUUGCAGACGGUCGAGAACUACGUGCACAUCGACAUCACUCGUGUGUUCAACAACGCCCUGCUGCAGCAAACACAGGCGCUCGACAGCCACGGCGAGAAGACCAUUGCCGCAUUGUACACGCAAUGGUAUUCCGAGGUGCUGCUGAGGCGCGUCAGCGCCGGCAACAUCUGCUACUCGGCCAAUCAGCGCUCGUUCGUGUCACUCUCGGUCGAGGGCACGAUACCGUUCAACGCGGAGGAGUUCUCCGACGUCAACGAGUUGCGCGCCCUCGCCGAGCUUAUCGGCCCGUACGGCAUGAAGAUGCUGAACGAGACGCUCAUGUGGCACAUCGCCAGCCAGGUGCAGGAGCUGAGAAAGCUCGUCGCCUCCAACAAGGACGUGCUCAUCUCGCUGCGCACCAACUUCGACAAGCCCGAGGUCAUGAAGGAGCAAUUCAAACGUCUGCAGCACGUCGACAAUGUACUGCAACGCUUCGGCAUUAUAGGCGUCAUACUGAGCUUCCGUCAGCUGGCCCAGGACGCCCUCGUCGACGUACUCGAGGAGCGCAUACCCUUCCUGCUGAGCUCGAUCCAGGACUUCGGCCAUCCGAUGCCGAGCGGCGAGCCGGUGCGCGUCGUCGCCGAGAUGACCUCGGCGGCCGGGCUCGGCUGCAAGGUCGAUCCGGCCCUCACGGCCGCGUUGCGCACCAGCUGCAGCGGCGGCAUCCUGAAGAACUCCACGGCGCCGGCGCAGCCCACGGAGCUCGACGAGGACGAGCACGUGCUCGUCUGUCUGCUCAUGGUGUUCGUCGCCGUGUCCAUACCCAAGCUGGCGCGCAACGAGAGCUCGUUCUAUCGGGCCUCGCUCGAGGGCCACGCCAACAACAUACACUGCAUGGCCACCGCCAUCAACAACGUGUUCGGCGCUCUGUUCACGCUCUGCGGCCAGAACGACAUCGAGGACCGCAUGAAGGAGUUCCUGGCGCUGGCCUCGUCGAGCCUGCUGCGACUCGGCCAGGAUCCGGACCGCGAGGCGACGCGCAAUCGCGAGUCCGUCUAUCUGCUGCUCGACCAGAUCGUCCAGGAGUCGCCCUUCCUCACCAUGGACCUGCUCGAGAGCUGCUUCCCGUACGCGCUCAUACGCAACGCCUACCACGACGUCUACAAAUUGGAGCACGUUCAAGCUUAACUGCGCUCGUCGGCGGCCCGCGGCGAGUCGCGAACGCGUUGAAAUCUGUACCGACGUCUGGCCAUAAGCGCGUUUCGAUCGAGCUCGCGAGAGAUGUUCAUUCGCUCAUUCAUUCAGUAUUUCGUACUAUGAUUAUGUUAGGAUAUAUCAUUCAUUCAUUAAUUGAGCUUAAAAAUCCCGUCUGAAAACAAUUCAUACAUUUAUAUUAGGCACUGGCCGUAAUUAACUGAAAUCGCAUUUGACGAAUUUGUAUUGCACUUUUAUACGUGUAUUAUAAUUAUAUAUA
Molecule: messenger RNA, 4315 nt
Organism: Trichogramma pretiosum
Lineage: Eukaryota; Metazoa; Arthropoda; Insecta; Hymenoptera; Trichogrammatidae
Gene: Hem
Product: membrane-associated protein Hem
Exons: 3
Coding region: 619-4029 (1136 amino acids)
Biological process (GO): neuron projection morphogenesis; cell morphogenesis; cortical actin cytoskeleton organization
Cellular component (GO): SCAR complex
Source: RefSeq, a predicted model, not a curated record